This is a messenger RNA of Acipenser ruthenus (sterlet), 4937 nucleotides long. RefSeq names its product ER degradation-enhancing alpha-mannosidase-like protein 3. The record is from RefSeq and is a predicted model, not a curated record. The transcript has 20 exons. Gene Ontology annotation, biological process: carbohydrate metabolic process; mannose trimming involved in glycoprotein ERAD pathway; endoplasmic reticulum mannose trimming. Lineage: Eukaryota; Metazoa; Chordata; Actinopteri; Acipenseriformes; Acipenseridae. Bases 924 to 3479 code for a protein of 851 amino acids. Gene Ontology annotation, cellular component: membrane; endoplasmic reticulum. Gene Ontology annotation, molecular function: mannosyl-oligosaccharide 1,2-alpha-mannosidase activity; calcium ion binding.
UCGUUAAAUGUAAAGAAACUACACUACCCAGAAUGCCCAGUUCCCUCGGCGAGUCGGCGUAAUCCAGGAACUGGCAAGCCCAGGGUGGCCCUUUAAAUGUAUCCGGGGAUGAGUGCGGUACAGUCAUUUCUGGUAGGACGAGGGGAGGUAUGGCUGCUGUUAGCAGUUUAGCAAUAGCUGAAGCGUGAGAGAGCGAAAGAAGGAACAGCGUACGGGGAGGGAGACGGGAAAUAUCAUACGCGGUAUAAUGAGGCAAGGGAACGUAGAGACGAGUCGGUCAGCGGCGCGUUCGUGCUGGAUAUUUACACAAAACAAAGUUGAGAGUGCAGGUCCCGGGGAGUUUCAGUCUGCGAUCCAACAGCAGACCUGCUCAUCACAAUACACACAUUAAUAAUAACAGCAGGGAAGGCUUCGGGGCGCAGGAAAAGUCGUGGGCUUGCAGGGACUGUGCUUGUGAUCCGACCAGCUCUUGCGUCACAUUCCGACAUACACUAAUUUAACACUUUUUAAUUCUCUAUUAGCACUAAUGUUGUUUGUUACUUAGGUCGAUUUUAAAGACCAAAAUACUGACUGACAAGGAAACACUAAUCGGCACAGUAUGGGUUUAUACCUUUGAGCUCCAACCUUAUGCAUUGAUAACACUGUGAGUUAGCACGAUUUUCUGCGUGCUUGGUUGUAUUGUAAAAUUAAUGUUUACAUCCGCACUGAACUGUCUAUAGAAGCGGGAGAUUUAUUUUGUGAUUUUUUUUUUUAUAUAUAUAUAGAUACACAAACUAAUAAAAUAAAAAUACAAAGUCUUGGUGCCGGAUCGCUAGACCUCGUUUGGAGAGCAGUGCAGAAUACAGAUCAGCUUGAACCGUACAAACUGGAUUUAGUUACCGGGGGCAGGAGAGGUAGUGAGUAUUGGUGUUGAUAUAGACAGGAUGGGUCCUAGCUUCCACGCGUUCCUGCUGUACUUAGCAGCCCUUAGCUGGGUCCGUCACCACCUAGUCCUGGCGAUGACCACGGAAGAGAAGGCAAAAACCAGGGACCAGAUAUUGGAGAUGUUUGACCAUGCAUAUGGCAGCUAUAUGAAAUACGCCUACCCUGCUGAUGAGCUGAUGCCUCUGAGCUGCAGAGGGAGGGUCCGGGGCUUGGAGCCGAACCGCGGGGAUAUAGACGACGUUCUGGGGACGUUUUCGCUCACCCUCAUCGACUCCAUGGACACCUUGGUGCUCCUGAACAGGCUGGAUGAGUUUGAGGAGGCGGUGAAGAAAGUCAUUGUGGACGUGCGGCUCGACCACGACGUGGUGGUGUCGGUCUUCGAGACCAACAUCCGAGUGCUGGGCGGCCUGUUGGGGGCGCACGUGAUGGCCACCAUGCUGCAGCAGAGGCAGGAGCGCAUGCAGUGGUACAAGAAUGAGCUGCUCGCCAUGGCGACGGACCUUGGGCACCGACUCCUGCCAGCCUUCAACACCACCAGCGGACUGCCUUACCCCCGGGUGAACUUGCGCUACGGGGUCCUGAACCCACUCUCCCGAACUGGCACAGAGUCGAACACCUGCACGGCCUGCGCUGGCACCAUGAUCCUGGAGUUCGCGGCGCUGAGCCGCCUGUCCGGGGAGCCCGUCUUCGAGGGGCACGCGCGGAGAGCCCUGGACGUGCUGUGGGAGAAGAGACAGCGAGGCAGCGACCUGGUGGGGACCGUCAUCAACAUCCACAACGGGGACUGGGUGCGCAGGGACAGUGGGGUGGGGGCUGGGAUCGACUCGUACUACGAGUACCUGAUGAAGGCUUACAUCCUCCUGGGAGACAGCGUGUACCUGGAGAGAUUCAACACGCACUACACAGCGAUCAUGAAGUACAUCAGCCAGCCCCCCCUGCUGCUGAGCGUUCACAUGCACAACCCCACGGUCAGUGUGCGCGGCUGGAUGGACUCGCUGCUCGCCUUCUUCCCUGGGCUGCAGGUUUUGAGAGGGGAUUUAAAACCAGCGAUCGAAACUCACGAAAUGUUAUACCAGGUCACCAAGCAGCACAAGUUUCUACCCGAGGCAUUCACAACGGAGUUCAGAGUGCACUGGGGCCAGCAUCCCCUGCGGCCUGAGUUUGCAGAGAGCACCUACUUUCUUUACAAGGCUACAGGAGACCCGUACUACCUGCAGGUGGGCAGGUCCAUCGUGGACAGUCUGAACCAGCACGCCCGGGUCCCCUGUGGCUUUGCAGCCGUGCAGGACGUGAGGACAGGCAGACAUGAGGACAGGAUGGACUCGUUCUUCCUGGCGGAGAUGUUUAAGUAUCUGUACCUGCUGUUCUCGGAGAAGGAGCAGCUUCUCUUCGAUAUCGACGACUAUAUCUUCUCUACAGAGGCCCACCUGCUGCCCGUCACCCUGUCCACCAUGCAUCCCGCCUGCCAGGGCAACGCCAGCGCUGUUCACCCGACCGCUGAAGAGGACCUCUUCACUCACUCCUGUCCCAGCACUCAGACCCUGUUCCCCAACAACCCCGCCUUCGCAAAAACCAUCCGGGACCGCUACAAAUACCUGCUGGGGGCCGGGGGGGUGUACCACACCACACCAGUCAGGGAGUUUGAGCUGCCGCUGCACGACACUGGCAUGGAGCCCGUGGAGUUCCUGAAGAGCAUGGGCAUCUCUCUCAGUUCUGGGGGGGCUCUCUCCGGGGGGCAGCCGGUGAGUUACAGACCCCCCCAGGACUCCCCCUCUCAGAAGGGGGUGUACAGACUCAAGGUGAUCGCUGAGCUCACCCACACUCCUGAAGAAGAGGUGAUUGAACCACUGGCUGUGCAGAUCAUCUCGCCCCCCUUCCUGGGGAGAGUGGUACUGACUGCUGGGCCCGCCAAGUUUGGAAUGGACCUCACCAAGAACGAGCAUGGGGUGAAAGGCAGCGUGGUGAAGAGCGCCCCCUACACGGCGUGCAGUGCCAUCACUAACGCGGAGGAGCUGCGGGGGAGGAUUGCGCUGGCGGUGCGCGGGGAGUGCAUGUUCGCAAGCAAGGCGCGCAGGCUGCAGGAGGCGGGGGUGGCGGGGGUCAUCUUCAUCGAUCAGGGCACAGACAGCAGCAGCGAGGGGACCCCUCUGUUUCAGAUGGUGGGGGACGGGGGCAGCACCUCGGAGAUCAGCGUCCCGCUGGUGUUCCUCUUCAGUAAAGAGGGGCAGGUCCUGCUGGACGCGCUGGAGGAGCACAGCAGCGUGGAAGUGCUGCUCCUGCCCAGGAACAAGCAGCUCGGACAAGACAUCAAGAAGAAAGACAGACCGCUGGUUAUGAACGUCAGUGUCCGCCUGGCUGAUGAGUGGGAUCUACAGGCUGGCUCGAGCGGGCAGCUAGGGGGAGGGAUUGCCACGGUGGAGCUGGUCCUGGAGCCAGAGGAGCAGCGAGAGGAGAGCCAAGGACUCGGCUCCUCUUCAACUGCGUCUGAUCCCAGUACAGGAGCCCAGGCAGAGCCCAGUGACUCACAGCAGCCCUGUGCACAGCCAGCGCCUUGAAGAGUCCUCCUCCUCGCCUGCACCAUAGCGGAGACGCAGAGUCCAGGACUGCACAAUAUAGACCCUCACAGGGAAACGGUUUAUAGGGUCUGUACAGAGUGGGGGUGAGGGGGUGGGGGGGAUGCUAAUGGGCAUUAAAGGUUCACCUGCUUUCGCAUAUAUAUUAAAGUUUUAUGUCUUAAUAAAGAAAUGAAAAGAAAGGAGAUGUGCACAGGUCUCCCCGCUGUUGCACCAGUAUGCAGCAGUGCGUUGUGCCCUGCUACUCUGCAGCUUGGUGUGUUUGCAAGCCAGUCACUCAGAAGCCUGCAGCUGGUACGUACUGCACUUCAGGAAAGCCCAAUCCUGGAGAGCCAUUCUACUCCAGGUUUUACAGAUAUAAGAAGUGGUUGGUUUGAAUAAAUCAUUCAGACCUGGUUUGGAAGGGUCAGAAUUGCCCAUCUCCGAGGUAUUUUCUACCUUUUAUGUUGAUGGCCCGCUCUGGUCUCUUGCUGAAAAAGUGGAACUGGGCACGACCGGGUUCCUGUAAGUAUUCAUGAAACGUUCGUGGUGCUGAAUCAGAGACGGGGUCGGUCCCCGGAUUUCAUGACACAGACGCUCAGAAGUUACAGAUCUGCUGGUCUCUGGGUUUCUGGAUCUCUGAAGCACGGCCAGGCUUCCGUAGUGACGGUGCCUCCUGGGUUGAGCUGCUAGGAGCCACAGCGUUUGGUUUUGCUAGAUGUGGUGCGUGGUGAUUAAGGAGCUGUUUUCCAGCGUUUUCGAAGGGUUGCUGGUAACCAAAUAGCGAGUGUGAUUCUCUCCGGGUCAGCAGCGCAGUGAGUUUUAGGAGUCGUUUAGCAUCUUUUAACAGAUACCUGCCAAAAAAAAAGUGCGUUUUUAAACACCUUGAUUUACUCAUGGGGUAUAGCGUGCCCAGGCUGAGCUCCGUUCAAUAUGGAAUUCAAUGUGGUGCCCAGAUCACCUUUUCAGAGGGGCUACUUUCCUGUAACAAAAUGUCUUCAAAUAAUUUAAGUAUCUCUCUCUAUAUAUAUAUAUAUAUUUUGUGUAUUUGAAUAGCAAGGCAUUGAGAUUAAGAAGAAAUCUAGAAUUUUCCUGAGCCAACCCAGAAAUGCAGUCUCUGGACCGGAUUGCACAGACUGUUCUUGUGAACGGGGUUGUAUGCUGUAUGUGGCACAUACCCUGUCUGUCCUUUAACUUUGACUUGCUUCAGGGCUUCAGCAUCUUGGGCAUCACUAGGUUUGACAUGUUUACAAAUCACAGCUUACAAAAGCGUUGAAUCCGUGAGCAGACAUGUUUCUGGAGAGGAGGGGCGGGGGAAGCAAAUCUUUGUAAAAGUGCCAAAGUGUUCUGUUUCUUCUCCUUCAUCAGUACUGCUGUGACAGUAGCGCAUUGAAAUACUGUACUGUGAUGGUGUUGAGAAGUGUUCUUAAAGCCAUUUUAAUAAAACGGAGAAUGACUUGA